AUGUCAAAAUAUUUAUUUGAGGUUGUUCGUAACAAUUGGAUAAGAAACCGAGGAUGGGGCCCUGAGGAUACUUCUGGUGGUUUUCCUUUUGAAGCUGGAGAACCCUUCAUUUUGGAAUUUGUUGCAGCGCCAAAAAAUACAAUAAUUAUAAACAUCAAUAGUAAACGUUUUGCAACUUUCUCUCGUGCGGAUUUGAGUAAAAUUAGUCAAUUAUAUAUUAGUGGGUUGGACACAAUUCAAAUUAACUCCUUGACUAAUUGUCGCAACCCAUUAAUAAAUACAACAACAACGAAAGAACCGACCACCACAACAGAGAGACCAACUACUACAACUGUAGCUCGUACAAGGCCUCCUCCAUUAUGCCUCGGACUAGUUGUGUUAGAUAAUAUGAACACCCCAACAGUACUACAUAUUGAAAAGCUCUUUGGAGGACCUUCUACAACACCAAUACGCGUUCGCAUUAUAAUUCGUGGAACACCUCUAGCACAACCUGAAAGUUUCAACAUAAAUUUUGGAACAUCUGGUAAAAUGUUAGUAGAUGGUAAUGUGCUAUUUCACUUCAGUCCACGUUUUGAUAUCAAGCAGGUUAUACGCAACACAUGGACUGUAGACAAAGGCUGGGAACAAGAAGAGCGCUCUGGAGGCUUCCCUUUUAAAGUCGGAGAGCAAUUUGAUGUUGAAUUUGUUAUAAGUACUUCACCAAUAAAUACAAUUGAGGUUUAUGUAAACAACAGAUUUUUUACCAAGUUUGCACGAUAUGAUUUAAAUAAAGUUACUCAUAUGGAAAUUGAACGGGCAAUCCAGAUCAACGCUAUUUACCUAUGCCCUGGAACUGUAAUAACAGAUAUACCUGAUGAAACAACAACCACACCCUUGAAAUAA
Molecule: messenger RNA, 882 nt
Organism: Meloidogyne enterolobii
Lineage: Eukaryota; Metazoa; Nematoda; Chromadorea; Rhabditida; Meloidogynidae
Source: the annotation of a GenBank genome assembly